AUGGCAACCGCUUGUGGUCCAGAGCCCUUCAGACGGGCCUCCGCAGUUAUGGACUUCGACAACGACCCGGAUCACCUAGCUACCUCGAUGGGCUCUUUCGACGCCUCCUCUCUUGGAUCUCAACACUCGCCUCGUGGUGAUGUUCCUCCCCCGAACCCACCAUUCGUCUUUCCGGCCCAACCUGCAUCCCCCUCGGUUCCGAUAACAUUUGCCCGAACUACGACCAGGCGCCCAAUGUCAGCCAUCGAGUCUCCAAACAAGUCGUUCGACCUGUCUGGUGAGGAUGAUGGGGCUUACAGAUCAACUUUGCCGGCCUUCAGCUUCAAUCCUGGUGCUUCACUUCCAGCUGAUCCCUCGACGUUCAGUUUCAAUCCCGGCGCUUCGCUUCCAGCCGAUCCCCAGGCGUCCUUUCUCCUGAGCCCGCCUCUCUCGCCUUCCUCUCCUCGUAAUCUCCCCUCUGUCAAUCGACCGGCCGGUCACGGCCACCGACGAGGCGGAAGUGAAUUUGUUGGUGGUCGCCUUCGAGAAGGUAAUUCAAUCGCCGUCAUGAGUACCAGUCCUACCAAGUCGGAAAGCGGGUUCAACACGCCAACCUUGCAACCACCGCGAAGGGGCCACCGCAGAGGAAUCUCGGGCGCCAUUUCCACCAACGACUUGCCCAUUCUUCAAGCACCAGUCUUCGAUAACUCUCUUGGCCGUGGCAGCAGUGCGCCAACGAGCCCCACCACCUUUGGGCAAUCAGGCGCCGCCGUAAUGGCUUCAUGCCUCGAUCCCCUACCACCUGCGGCACCGGCGCCUGAAUCAAAACCAGAGGAGCCUGAACACUCGCCAAAGCCCAUCGAGCGGUCCUCGCCCGAAAGCAGCCCGAAGCAAAACAAGCCCAGUAACAAGGCGCGGGUUGGGUUCUCCGAUACCCUGGAAUUCAUCCCCAGACCUUUGUCUCUGGUCUCCAACGAGACUUCAAGCACUGUGACCGUUCGCCCAGGACACUCCCUAUCUGGCAGCAUUUCCUCCAUUGUAUCUGCUGCGUCACCCAGCGGCCGAAGCAGUCCUGCCCUUGUCGACGGCGUGCCUCUGUCUCGAACCUCAACUCGCGACCCCACCGAUUCAAGGCCCAGCACUGCCGGUGCAAUUCUCGAGCGUACACAGGAUCUCUCAGCGAUGAACUCAUCUCCGAGGCGCCGAAACUCUAUCCCCACGCUCAUCCACCUGGCGGAAGCCUGCCAAGUAGAGCAGCCUGAAGCCAGCCCUACCAAGACGCCCAAACGCUGGUCGUUCUUCGCCCGUGAUCCCUCAAGUGCCAGCUCGUCUCCUACCAGAGCACGCCCUCGCAGUUCUAGUUCCUCAGAUUCUGUCGCGAAAGCCCCAUCAUCCGAUCAUGGAUCUGACUCAGUGAGUGAGAUGCCUCUUGCAGCUCCUGCCAAGCAAAAGAAGAGCGGUAAGAAAAACAAGAAGAAGAAGAACAAGAAGGUCAAGGGCUGGGCGGGUUCAAUUUUGCCCAAGAAGCCUAAGGGUCACAGCAAAAGGUCAAAAUCCGACGAGGUUCGCCCUCCUACUCCUCCCGGAUCGACCGUCUCGCCCAAUGAGGAGGAUAACAUCCUGAUGGAAGACCCGGAAUUACUCGAAUCGACAAUGCCAACAGUCACUGUGACGGAGUCCCCUGACUUGCCAGAGGAUAAAUCUUCUAGGAAGCGUUGGGAGGAAGAAUCCUCAUACCCCAUGAUUGAUUUGGAUGCAGCGCUCGGUCCGUUCAAUACUCCCCUCCCUCUGAACCCUGAGUGGGAGGCUGCACAGCGGGCGGCCGGCAACCUUGGCAAACGACGACUUCACAGCGCCCAGGGCAUGAAGGGGUUCAGUGGCCCCGGCAUGCAUUACCAUCGGCGCGCGGAAUCUGCUCCAGACCUACCUCCUUUCGAUCCUGGCAGGGCGGGCAUUCAUCGCUUUAACAGCAGCUCUACAAUGGCUGACGUGUUUGAGGAAGACGAGGAGGAUGAACAUGGAAAUUCCAAGUCGAGGGCCGCCCGGCUAGAGUCUGACGACGAUACAGAGUCGGACAGCGACGUCACACCCCCGGCAGUCUUUACAAAAGACCCCAUGCUUGACGUCCAGGACAGAAUGUCGACUCACAGCUCUGCCCAGAGCAUGAGGCGAACCAAUUCGAGCCUCAGCGACAAGGAACAGUCGGCAGUGGGCUCCGUCCGAGCAGAACGAUCAAAGUCUUCACUGCACGACAGCAUCAUUGUUGAGGAGAUGCCAAGUGUAAUCUUCCGAACUGCAAACAUGUUCUUGGAUCGGGGCGACGCCUCAGAGUCUGCCACGCCCUCACUGCGGAGAUUAUCAGGCAACACAGACCUUGCUCCAGUGGACAUUGGCCCCAUCCAUCUCCCUACCCCGGCCAAUGUUCCCAACAGUCCAUACGCAAUCAGUCACUCGUCGUCAUUCCCAUCGCCCAGGUCACCCAUGUCAGUGGAAGUACAGCGCAUCUCUACAGCACCGUCGUCGAUCACGGAUGAGAACAACUUUCAGUCUUUGCUUCUGAUGGGGGAGCCUGGACCCGAGCGCAUGUCCCAACCCACGAUGCGAGAGCUGCGACCAGUCUCGGUUUCAUCCACAGCCUUCGGACGGCGACGAUCAAGUCUCGCCAGCCUCAGCCGGCUCAUCAGCAGCUCACACGGAGAGCGCAGCAAGCUCUCGAUGGAAGUCACAUUGGACAAUGAGCCCAAUUCCAAGAAGUCCAAGAACAGCCGGACAAAGCGACUGAGCCGUAUGAUGCAGUUUUGGAAGCCCCAUCACAAGGAGAGCGCAUCCAAAUAG
Ilyonectria robusta is the source of this 2814-nucleotide messenger RNA. RefSeq lists its product as uncharacterized. The record is from RefSeq and is a predicted model, not a curated record. Lineage: Eukaryota; Fungi; Ascomycota; Sordariomycetes; Hypocreales; Nectriaceae. Bases 1 to 2814 code for a protein of 937 amino acids. The transcript has 2 exons.